This is a messenger RNA of Ctenopharyngodon idella (grass carp), 1966 nucleotides long. RefSeq names its product BICD family like cargo adaptor 2 (gene bicdl2). Gene Ontology annotation, biological process: vesicle transport along microtubule; Golgi to secretory granule transport. Bases 387 to 1724 code for a protein of 445 amino acids. The transcript has 10 exons. NCBI's taxonomy places the organism in Eukaryota, Metazoa, Chordata, Actinopteri, Cypriniformes, Xenocyprididae. The record is from RefSeq and is a predicted model, not a curated record.
UGUGGCUAAAUUAGCUUUACAGCAGCGCUUCCAAGGCGACUAGUAGUACCUCCCUGUCACCUUUCAUGCUAAGUUUGGAGCAGGAACUUCCCAGGGAGAUUUAUAAGGAAGAUUUAAGAUAAAGAAAACAAUAAAUCAACUGACGAUUCCACCCUUGGAGGAACUUUCAGCCUCAAAUACACCCUACAUGUGACACACACUAGGGUUGAUCAGUUUUUGAAGGAUAUACAAAACCAACUGAGUUCACAAGAAGAACAUAACAGGUGUCAGGUGUGUUUUUGUUAAAUUUAAAGAAAACCCAGGCAUUUAGAUGCAGAUAAACAACAUUUGACUAUCAGGACGGUCACUGGGAGUCCUGCUCAGCCGUGAACUCAAGAGACGAACCAAUGUUUACAUCCAAGAAGGAGAACUUGCCCUCUCCCAUCCUGGAGGAUUCUUUCUUCCCCUUCUCUUCUUCACACUCUUCCUCCAGUCACCGGAUCAUGGCUCCUACAAUAGGACCAGAUGAUCUUCUCGCCUCACCUCAGGAUGACAGCAGCCCUUCUCUGCUGGAAAAAGACCUGAUUUUGGCGGCUGAAGUAGGCCAAGCUUUGCUGGAGAAAAACGAGGAGCUGGCUGCUCAGAUAGAGCAGAUGGAAAGGGAGAUGGAGGCUACACAGCAGGAGAAACACAUGGUUCAGCGACGUCUGGAGGUGCGGGACCUUGAGGCAAGUCAGCGAGAAGCAGAACUACAGGCUGACAUCACAGCGUUGCGUGCGCAGUUGGAACAAAAACACGUUCAGAGUCGUGACCGGCGCCGUGAGGAGAGCGAGCAACUCACUCAGCUGUCCAACCACAACCAAAAACUUGUGGAACAGCUGGCAGAGGCAGUGGCUUUAGAGCACACUUUGCGCACUGAGCUUCGUGGUUUGAGAGAGGAAAUGGAGGAUACAAGUUUCAGCAAAUCCAUAAGCUCUGCGAGACUGGACAGUCUGCAAGCAGAGAGCAGGGUCCUGAAAGAGCGCUGUAUUCGUAUGGAUGAACGACUGAAGUCAACUCAAGAAGAGAACGACCGGCUGAGAUCUGAGAGGGAUGAAUUGAGAGAGAGGGUGAUUGAGCUACAGACCAGCCUGAAAGAUAAAGAAACUGAGCUGGAACAGGAGCACAGCACAGUGUUUCAGCUUCGAACGGUCAACCGUACCCUACAACAAAGGGUUCAAGCCUUGGGAGAAGAGGCCAGUCUUGGGGAGGCUACCUGCUUCCCUUUGUCACUUCAGAGUGAGAUUCAACAGUCCCAGGCUAAAGAAACAAUUUUAGCCCAUUCAGCCAUUCUGCAAGAAAAAGAAGAAGAGAUUCAGAGGUUACAGAAAGAGCUGCAGUCCAGAGAAACUGAAUUAGAAGGGCUGAGGGAGGAGGUAAAGCCAUUUCGUAACAGUCCUGGUAAACCUUCUUAUAGUGUCUUGGAAGAGGAAAUCAUUUUGGCCCGACAAGAACGUGAUGCACUCAACCAGCAGCUUCUGAACACCAUCAGACACAAGGUGGCACUGUCACAGGAAGUUGAGUCUUGGCAGGAGGACAUGCGUCUGGUGAUCUGUCAUCAGGUUCAACUCCAACAACAAGAGAAGGAAAAGGAAAACAAGGAACAGACAGGCUUUCAAAGAGGCACACGCACCACCAAGUCACUGCGUGUACGUGGGGAAGAUGGAAGGAAAGGGUUUUUCUCUUCUCUGUUUGGGGGAGACUGACUGGUGGAUGAAAAAGAAGGAAAGAGAGAUGGAAAAAGAAAGGAAGAGAAUACAAUAAUGAGAGAUUUCUAACUUUUGUCUACAAAUGGCAAUUGGUAAAUAAUCUUUAAAAUCACCCAAAUGUGUAAAUAGAAAGAAAUCAAUUAUAUUUACUCCAUAGUGGCACUAUUGCAUAUUUAUGUUUUUCAGUAUUUAUUUGCAACUUCAAAAUUGUAAACAAAAAUAAAUGUAUAGCAACCUCA